Arvicola amphibius (Eurasian water vole) is the source of this 654-nucleotide messenger RNA. RefSeq names its product forkhead box L3 (gene Foxl3). The record is from RefSeq and is a predicted model, not a curated record. The transcript has 3 exons. Lineage: Eukaryota; Metazoa; Chordata; Mammalia; Rodentia; Cricetidae. Gene Ontology annotation, biological process: cell differentiation; anatomical structure morphogenesis; regulation of transcription by RNA polymerase II. Gene Ontology annotation, molecular function: RNA polymerase II cis-regulatory region sequence-specific DNA binding; DNA-binding transcription factor activity, RNA polymerase II-specific. The coding region runs from base 1 to 654 and encodes 217 amino acids.
AUGUUUGACAGCUCGCAGUACCCCUAUAACUGCUUCAAUGACGACGCCGACGACUACCCUGCCGGCAGCUCCGACGAGGAAAAACGGCUCACAAGGCCAGCGUACAGCUACAUCGCGCUGAUUGCCAUGGCCAUUCAGCAGAGCCCCACGGGCCGUGUGACCCUGUCCGGCAUCUACGACUUCAUCAUGCGCAAGUUCCCUUACUACCGCGCCAACCAGCGCGCCUGGCAGAACUCCAUCCGCCACAACCUGUCGCUCAACAGCUGCUUCGUCAAGGUGCCACGAACCGAGGGCCACGAUAAGGGUAAAGGCAACUACUGGACGUUCGCGGGCGGCUGCGAGUCCCUCUUGGACCUUUUCGAGAAUGGCAACUUCCGUCGGCGGCGCAGGCGACGCGGCCCCAAGCGCGAGGGGCCUCCGGGUCCCCUCGAGCCAGCAGCGCGCGGGUCAACCGGCUCUGAUAACGCGCGAGUUCCAGACCCGGAGGCCCGGGUCAGCCCUGCCACACACAGAGACAUCAAAUUCAGCAUUGACUACAUCCUCUCUUCCCCGGACCCUUUCCCUGCGCUCAGGUCGCCCUGUCACUCGCAGGAAACCAGGUAUCCCGCGGCGCUGGAGCCCCAGCAAAUGAGUUUCCAUUUUUGGGCAGCAUGA